This is a messenger RNA of Paramecium tetraurelia, 1398 nucleotides long. RefSeq lists its product as uncharacterized. Gene Ontology annotation, biological process: mitotic DNA damage checkpoint signaling; protein phosphorylation. Gene Ontology annotation, cellular component: cytoplasm; nucleus. Gene Ontology annotation, molecular function: protein serine/threonine kinase activity; ATP binding. The record is from RefSeq and is a predicted model, not a curated record. Lineage: Eukaryota; Ciliophora; Oligohymenophorea; Peniculida; Parameciidae. The transcript is spliced from 8 exons.
AUGAAUUCUUACAACAAAAUUGAUUCUUCUAUCCAACACUAUGCUAAUUUGAUGAUGGGGGUACCUUUAGUUACGCAGUUUAAGGGAAUCCUUUCGAAUGCUUAAAUGAAUAUAUUUUUUUAAAGUUUUCUUUUUUUUUUACUCUUCAAAAUAGGAAUGAAACAAUACUCUUGCUCAGCCUUAUACAUUGGUGUUGAUGGCGAAAGUCAACAAGUUACCAUUAUCUCAAAUUCUGGCUCUUUGCUAAUAAAAACUGUUCCAAACGACUAAUAGAUGGUGUAUUUGCCAGCUGGUUCGAUGGACACAAUACUGUACUUUGGUAAAGAAAUCACUGAAAAUCAAGAGAUGAGUACACUGGACCUGGAGAAUCCUGAAACACAAAUUAAAGUGUCUUUUCUGUUGAGUUAAAAGGAUAGUUAAGAACUUUAAAACCAAUUGAGAGGAAAGCAAGUGUUCUAUCGUUCUUCAAAUCCUCGAAUAUUGGCUUAAAUAGCCCCAGGAAUCUAACUGAUUCAAACACAAGACAAAGUAAUGAUCGAAAAAAUAGCCACCUUCCCAAAAACUAUGCAAGAUUCUGCCUCUAUUAGCCGACUUGGUUAAUUGAAGCAAGAAGCUGAUAUCCUCUCCCUAUUGAAAGAGCAUGAACAUUAAAAUAUAAUUAAAUUGGAAGAAAUCGUGACCGACAAUGAAUAUGUGUCUAUCAUUUUGGAGAAUUGCUAAGGAGGAGAUCUCUUAAAAUUACUGAAUAAGAAAACUAAUAAAAUAGAUAUUCCUCUGGUUAUGGUAAACUUACUUUAAGGUUUAAAACACCUUCAUGAUCUAAACAUCGUCCAUCGAGAUAUCAAGCUUCAAAACAUAUUGUUUUUAGAUACUUAAGAUGGCAAUACUUUAAAAAUUGCUGAUUUCGGUCUCUCCUGCUUGAAAUAAUAAAUUCCGUAUUACAACCCAAGAUGUGGAACUCCUGGAUACACUGCUCCAGAAGUAUUUGCUCAACAAUGCAUAUACGACGAAAAAGUAGACAUUUAUAGUGCUGGAAUCAUUCUAUAUAAUAUGUUAACUCUUAAAAACCCUUUCGGUAAUUCAAAAAACAUGCAAGACAUCAUCAAAAGAAAUAUAAGUGGACUCUACGAUGAAAAUCACUUGGCUAGUGUUAAAAUAAACAAUCCACUCGGAUAUGAUCUACUUAUUAAGAUGCUUUAGAAGGAUGCUCGUAACCGUCCUAGUGCUAGAGAAUGUUUAGCACAUCCCUUCUUAAAUUAAGAAAAUAUAAUAAUUGAGGAUGAUGAAAAUUCGAUAAAAAAUCAGUCAUAGAAGGGAAUCCAAACAACAAAACGAGUAAAGAUUUGAAUUUGUGAAUACUAUCAAUUAUUCUCUUAAAAUUUCUUAGGAUCUGACUUA